Molecule: messenger RNA, 809 nt
Organism: Parathielavia appendiculata
Lineage: Eukaryota; Fungi; Ascomycota; Sordariomycetes; Sordariales; Chaetomiaceae
Exons: 1
Coding region: 143-658 (171 amino acids)
Source: RefSeq, a predicted model, not a curated record
GGAAAUCUCUCAUAAACCCGGCCAAUUAGCAUUACCAAAAGACUGUAAUGUAAAGUGGAGAACAAAUUUCGCUCCUUUUUGAAUAGUGAUUCUACAUCGAACGCCCAACCUUGCACUACCUCUUCCAGAUCAAUCCAGCUUUAUGUUCUCUGGUCAAGAAUCGGGCUUCGGCCUUCUACAUGCUCCCAUAAAAAUCUGUUCGCGUUGUCGGAGACAGUUCCGCCGGAGGCACACUUGUCCUAAGAAACGGCCAGAACACCGGUCGCCUUGGAUAGGGCGGGGUAGCAACCCCAUAGCUGGGAUGUCGGAUGCCAACUCAGCUACAAACCCGGACGAUUCGGCUCUGGGCGCGCAAAUCGACGGCGAUACUGCGGAUACACGAGGUAUCUACUCGACUCUGUCUCACACUCGUCGCCCAUAUAGUGGGUUGUCGCCGGCACCGGCGUAUGGACUGGAUUCCGGUCCAAUUCCCAACACGUUCCACUACGACGACUCGGCUGGAUUGCUAAAGUUAUUGGUGUUCUUGGGCGGGAACGUGAGUUGGAAAUUCUUGGAACGAUUACGUGAAGACAAGGUGACUUGGGGAAUCCGUGGCGACAUCCAGCUCCAGCACCCACGAAAUAUUCCAGUGGUUGCGGAUAAGGGUUGUUACGGCUAGUUACUGCAUGCAAAGGGCGAGGCCUUCGCUCAGUAUAUCUAUUGAACUGAAGACAAUCAACUGUACAGAAGAAAAGAGGAAUCGGUGCGACAGCUCUGGUGGGCAGGGCUUUUGAGGGCUAGCCCCACAGUCCUGAUUUGGCCAUGAUUGG